This is a messenger RNA of Paramuricea clavata, 14088 nucleotides long. The record is from the annotation of a GenBank genome assembly. Lineage: Eukaryota; Metazoa; Cnidaria; Anthozoa; Malacalcyonacea; Plexauridae.
GGCUAGUAUGUGCAUCAAAAGCGCUUUUAUUCAGUAUUCUAAUUACACGUAUCUGCAGUAAUUCAAUGCGACGAAUAUUAGUAGGAUACGUUAGUCCCCAAACAAUAACACAAUAUUGUAGGUAAGGAUAAAUCAUCAAAUAAUACAAUGUACGUAGAGACUCUAGUGGCAGACAGAAACUAGCUUUAUAAAUUACACCAAUUGAUUUUGAUAUUUUGUUAGCAAUUUGGGAAAAAUGAGAUUUCCAACUCAGAUUUUCAUCCAGAAUAACUCCCAAGAACACAGUUUCCUUGACUUGUUCAAUACACUUAUUAUUAAUCAAUAUAGUUGUAUAUCUAGGCAGAAUUUUUUUUGUCUAGGUUUAAAUACCAUAAAUUUCGUUUUCCCCGUAUUAAGCGACAAUUUAUUUGCUUGAAACCAAUCAGACAGUUUUUACAAUUCAUUAUUCAAAGAAUCGAUUACAUAUUGCGGGUCUUUAUGCGAGAAGAAAAUGAUUGUAUCAUCAGCAAAUAAAAUUGUUUCAACUAGCUGUGACACAUUGCAAGUAUCAUUAAUAUAAAGUAAAAAAAAUAAAGGGCCAAGUAUAGAACCCUGAGGCACCCCGCAGCAAACAGCACUAGGAGAUGAGCGAUGUUCAUUAAAUUGAACAAAUUGGGUUCUAUUGGUAAAAUAACUUUUUAUCCAUUGUAAUGGCAAGCCACGGAUUCCGUAAUGUUCCAACUUAUCGAAUAAAAUCUCAUGAUUGACAGUAUCAAAGGCUUUAGAUAAAUCCAGGAAAAUUCCCACAGAAGUUUCUUUUUUGUCAAUCGCGUGUGAAAUCUUGUCAUAUAAAUCGAUCAAAGCAAGUGAAGCUGAAUGAUUUUUGCGAAAUCCGUAUUGAUUAUCAUAUAAUUAAUAUUUUAAAUUUAUCGAGAUAUGCCAAUAAACGAUUAUACAUAGCCCUUUCAAGAAACUUUGAAAAACAUGGAAGUAUAGAUACUGGUCUAUAAUUUGAGAAUAUUGCAAGAUAACCUGCUUUAAAUAAGGGAAUUACACAUGCAAUUUUGAUAUCAUCAGGGACAAUGCCACUAGCAAUGGACAAGUUAAGUAAGUGAGAAAGUGGUUCUGCAAUGAUAUUAAUAAACUGUUUAAUUAUUGACAUAGGAAUUUUAUCAUAACCAGCAGUUUUAUUUGAUUGACUAUACUAACAGUAAGUGGAAUCUAAGGGCGUAUAGAAAUCCGAGUUUCUAUGAGAAGCGGAGAACGGGGUGUAAGGCGAGGCGGUACGUACCAGUAGUUUAGAGCCCCAUAUUCAUAACGUUGGGAAUAUAAUGGGAAAUAUUAGAUUUUCGGGACAUGGUUUUGGAGUUGCCCUUUAUUGAAAAAAAAAGAAAGAAAGAAAGAAAGAAAGAAAGCUAGCUCAAGAAAGCUAGCUCAUUAGAUCACUGGUCAAACCUUUACCUCACUGAAAGAACAUAUUUGUCAGGUUCAGUCCAACACCCACAAACAAGAAAACUUCCAUUCCUUCCUUCUUGGAACAGCAUCUUCUCAACUUCCUGUUUAGAAAUAUGACCGUGGAACCAUCUGAAAUUAUUAACGAACUGGUCAAUUCUAUAAUCAACAUUGCUGCGAAGACGUUUGAAGUAAUCUAAGACUUACCUCGUUCAGGUUUAGACUUCAUAUAUACUUUGAUCAAACAGCUCUUUGUCAAAAGGGAAUUUGUAAUAAUAACUUAAAUUGUCCUUUAAAUUACAUCGAUAUUGUACGUGUAUAUGCUUGAAUAUUUAGCCCUUAAUAUAUAUCAAGAGCGAUAAAUCAUAGUUACCCUAUAGGAUAUAAAUCUUGUGUUUCAAUGAAAGACCGACCAUGAAAAUGUCUAAAAACCUAUUAUGUAUAUGCUGCCUGUGUUUCCAACCUGUAACAAAUCCGUUUGUUGUUCACGGUUAAUGCCCCAUUGAUAAAUUAAUUUAUAAAUAGUAAAAUUUAAACAAAUUUUAUCGUUAUAAUGUGUGCCCCCAAAACUAUACCCCGUUUGAUUUAAAAUAGCCGGAAAACUAUAGAAGAGCUAUAACGGUGAAAGUAACUUUAUCGAAAAUAUUUAAUUUGUUCGCUCUGGCUAUAUUUAAUUCUUGCUCUCGAAUCGAUCAUUUCAUGUAUACACGAGCUGAUUGUCGAUCAGCUGAUUUUCAAAUUCAUAUAUAACUUAAUUGGUAUAUUUUUUUGAGCAGGAGUCUACGAUCUACCUCAAGGCACCUAUAGUGCAAAUGUCAUAUGUCAUCAUGCAGUUAGAUUGGUUAACUAUGGUCAUAUUUCUUUCAAUCUUUCUCUUUUGCAGUAUCAAAUUAUGGAACUUACUUCCUGAUUAUAUUCAUCACAGUGAUUCGACACUUAUCUUUUUAAGCAAAUUUACGACUGGCAAAACCUUACCUAAACCAAUGCGAAACAGUUUUUAAUAAUAUUCUAAAAAUAUAUGCGUGCAGAAGCUUCUAUAGCUUUUCCAGCAAAACCACUAUAUUUCCUAAACAAGAAGUAGUUAAUUCAUUUACAAGUGGGUGUCGUGGUAACACGAUCACUUCAUUCUUUUUAAAUGAUCACUUUUAAUCUGCAAAAUUAUCAAUUUUCCAAAUAUAUAUAUGCGAUACUACUAGGUAUAUGUUAUUAUGCGUAAUAUAAACUUCAUUUUAAUGUAAAACUCAGCCACGUAGCUAUACGCUUCACAAAACGUCGGAAACGUUCAUAAAACUAAACUGCUUUUUAACGAUAAACUUUGAGUUUCAAAUAACAACGAUUAAUAAUAUGCAAUUCUCUCACGAAAAUAACUUUGCGAGAUCGUUUAUGUUUCGAAGACAUAGUCCAUUCUCAUCCAGUCGUGAGUUGGGGACAAAAUGAGACAAUUUAGUAUUAGUUUUAGUGUCCUUAAAAAAAUUAUACAAGUUGUUGGCGGUUGGCUGUGAGACUAUUGCAUCCAGUAAUGUCUAGUGCUUCACUAUAUAAUCAAUUAUUCCAAAUCUAAAACAUCUUUUUAGAAGUCGCUCAUUCUAGCUUCUCAGCCAAAUUGAGUUUGGAAGGCUAGUGUGCCACACUAUACAACCAUAUUCUCCAAUACAGAGCGUACGAGAGCAACAUCUACUAUUUAAACACGAGUAGGAGUGUUUUAUCAGAUAUAAAACGCGAGGCGCAGCCGAGCGUUUUAUGUCUGAUAAAACACGACAACGAGAGUUUUGAAUAGCUUAAAAUACGACUACAAAAGAAUACUAAUUAGGAUGAACCAUUAUAUAAUCAUAUACUAAUUAGCAGGGCUGUAAAUACUCGUUACAAUUGUAACGCGUUACUGUGUACUCGUCACGUAAUUAAUAGGGACCUUUAGCUAGCGGACGGCGGACGGCUAUUAAUCCCCAAGCCGACGGCGCGAAGCGCCGUGCGAGGGUACUAAUCCCCCCGGCUAUUUACACCCGGGGAAACGAAAGCAUUAGCGAAGUCUAAAGUUCAUCAAAUAUCGCGGGCGUGGCUCACCAACGAUAUUUCGGUGGGUGCUCAUCCUCACUGAUUUCAAAAAUAUGGCGGACUGUCAUGAAUAGCGAACACCAAUUGGUCCAAUUUAAAGUUUGCAUUAUAACGACUGCAUGACGGCAGCGAAAUAGCAAACAUUUCUUGAUUUGAUGAUUGAUAAAUUUCUUGCAAAUAUAUUUCACUUUUGCUCGCAUUUUUGCAGGAUUUUGUAAAUUUCAAAAGCUCUCUCAGAAAGAAACUGCAAAAGAAUCGGCUAAAAGAAGGGAGCCGACGUUAACAAAGGUAAGUUUGUUUUAAAUAUUGAUUUUAUAAUGGCUUUAAAACCCGACGGCCUUUGCGUAUAUGAAACAACUUAGUAAACAAGACAGCAAAGAAUUUCAGUGUAUCUUUAAUAUUGAUUCCCUAGCUUUUUUAUGAUAUUGAAUUUUUUAAAUAAAAAACAAAGCAAAGUUAUUUGCAAGCGAGAAUUUGAAAUCAUUUUAUUGCAAACUCAAAGUUUAUCGAUAAAGCCAUUUUAAAAUGCAGAUUAGUUUUAUAAAGAACACUAUAGUGACUUUAAAACGUUUUGUGAAGCGUUUGUGGUUGAAUUUUACCUUAAAUUGAGGCUUAUAUUACGUAUAAUAACAUACCUAAUUUAUAUAUGUUGGGAAAUUAAUAAUAUUGUAAUUAAAAGUGAUAUUUUUAGGCGAUUUUUCAUUUGUAAGAAACUAAGAAUAUUCUUAAAAAAUUAUCGUCUUACCAUGACAACUACUUUAGAUACUUCAUGUUCGGAAAAUACAAUAGGCCGUAUUCUUUGGCCUCAAAAGUCGCCUAGAAAAAUAUUUCCGCUGCCAUCGGUCUCCAUCUAAUUUUAAUUUAUAUAAAUCUAUAAAUUUUGACACGCUAAGUAUGAAUUUCAAUGUUGUCACUCGCACAAACCUGCAGUUUUUGAGUAUAUUGCCACCAAAGUUCGGUAUCUUUCACGCUUCGAAACAAGAUGGCCGCCAUUUUUGCCCUGGAUACUUCGUGUAAUAUAUGAUGAACGGUACUAGUUUACAGACCCAGUUUAAGCUACAUUCACGCGGUCGAACGGAGGGUUAUCUUGUUAGCCAUCACAAGCGUUUGUUUUAUUAUUCCGUAAAUUGAUGUUAAUAAAAUGAGAGUAGAAAUAAAUGAAUUAACUUAGUUAACCUUUUAUGAAAGGCCUCUGCGGCCAAGAGUAGCAUUUAAGGUGGCUCCCUAUAAACGUUCCUGGAGGCAUGUGUAUCUAGGUAUAUCAAUUGGCUACCCCACCUUAGAAAGAUUCCCCGCACGUGCUGAGAAGCUAAAUAGAAAAAAUGUUUUACAAUACAUAAUAAUAUAGUAUAAUACUAUAAUAAGAAUCAGGGCCGUAGCUAGCAUGUGUAGUUUGGGGGGGGGGUGGGUGUAGGCCAAAAAUUUCCGAUUGACGAGAAAAAUUUCCGAAUAUUUCAUGGCCUACGAAUUAGCCACGAAGGUGUUUGCUAUCCGGAAAAUGAAGACGCUAUUUACAAACAAAAAUACGCAUAUUUUACGCACAAACAUAUUACAGAAGCAUGCAGUGCCGUAGGAAGCUCUUUUUGAUUGGGGGGCUGAGAACGAGGGCCGAAGGCCUGAGAAAAUUUUUAAAUUUAGAGUUUCUGAAAUGCCAUUUCCUGGACUUUGGGGGAAGUUUUGACAGAAUUCAAAUGGCCAGAAAACAGCGCUUUAGUAUGUCGAAAUUUACAAUUUGCUUACAAUUUAGUAGUACUAAAUGGGCGAAGGUGUAUUUAAUUAACUAUAUAUUGGGAAGUUGCAGGAAAGUAUGGAUAAUAUGAUUCUUCGCAGUUUGUCAUGGAUAAUGUAACCGCUUAAAAUUAAUCAAUUGUCAUUAUUAUUCAUCUCCUGUUUUACAAUAAAAUAUUAUGAUCAUAAAGCAAACUCAAAACUUGCAUAUGCAACUGUGCAUUCACUUCCAGAUUCACUUAGAAAUUAUAAUUCAUAGGGAGCUCAGCCCUCUGCUACUACUGAAAAGUUAGGGGGGCUCAAGUCCCCGCUGCCCCGUGGUUUUUACGGCCAUGUCAUAAACCUCUUUCAGUGUAGUCACCUUUUCGUGGUUCUUUAACAACGGGUAAUCCAAGACUUCAUCUUCACUCUCCAUCUCACUUUGCGACGUUUCACUUUCUUCAUUUAAGUAAUAUUCCGCCACGACACCUUGACAGAUACUUUGAGCAUAGAUGAUAUCUCACUUCUGUUGCGUUCAUUACGGUGUCUGGAAAACCAGCUGGGAAAAUCUUUUUAUCAACCUCUCCUUCAAGCGAAAUCUCCUAUAGCCCGAUGCAUCGCAGUUCUCGAUUGUCGCAACAGUUCUGACGAAUUCCGCUUCAAAUUUCUUCAUGUAGUAAAUCUCCUCGUUGUCAAUUAAUUUUUCUUUCACAAACCGUUCACAAAAAAAGUUAAAGGAUUCCUCGUAUUUGCACUUAGCACGAACUUCAUCAUCGUCUUCUGUUACAUCGGUGCGUCUUACAAAUUUUGUGUAUCGUUGAUAACACCGUCUGUGGUAGUUUACUUCUAAUGCCGCGCAGUCCUUGUCAGCAAUUUGUAAAAGGAUACUUUCGUCCCCAAAAGGAUACUUUCGUCUCGUAGCUGCUUCUCUCAAUCUUCCCCCGUCAAUGGUUUCUGCACUCACCAACCGUUCUUCCUUUCGUUUUCGAGAGUUCUAUCAAAUAGGUAAAAAUCAUCGUUACCAUGUUCAUUAUGCUUAACAUGCUUAUCAGUAUAAAUACGUUUACUUACUGUUCCAGUCACAAGAGACUUUUUCUUACAAAUGAUGCAAACAGGAGCCAACACAUAUUUUGAUUUUGUUUUACUUGAUGCGUUUACUGUUGAUCGUAAUAAUUUCUUUGACGGUUCGGAUGCGUGGGUCGUAUCUAAAUUAAAAAAGCUCAAUCAGAACAUUAUAUAAGUAUUAAUGGAAACUUUAUUUAAUUUUCUAAACUUACAACUGCAAAUCUCACUAUAUCAGGUAAUUUACAAUUGGCAACUUGAUAUAUUACUAUUAAAUGAUUUUAUAACACACGAUUAAAUUUACUCUAUUACUCUAAAUACAUACUUAUACAAUAAAAAUUUUAAAGUUUCAUCAAGUCCGGAUUCACCCAGUUCUUAUUUCGACAACAAAAAAUGUAGUAGGUUGACCUUAUUGCAAUAUUAAUAAUCAUUUUAAUAACGUAUAUUACAUGAGCUUUAUCUAAAUUAAAAUGUUCUAACAUGUCUAUAAAACCAGAAGAUUCCUUGUCAAACACACCUUUUUUCUUUUGUUCCAUAAUCAUAUCUUUAUACUUGGAGUAUUUCCUGUUAACGUUAUUUCUGAGGUUAGUCUCAUAUCCAACGGUUAAUUCCAGAAUAUACAGACAAUUGUCUUUCGUCAAAAUUAGUAAAUCAGGCCGAUAAUCAUCACCAGUGAUUGUAGAAAGAUUAGAGAAUGACGACAAUGUAUCAGCAUAAAUGGUCCGGAUAUGUUCUGAUGGAAGGUUAUCAGCAAUGAAAUUUAGAAUUGAGUCAUGUCUCCAAGUAAUAAUCGAUCGAGGUAGGAACUGCAACCAGCGACGACGUGUAAUAGAGAUUCAGGAUUAAUGCAGAACGAGCAUUCAGAAGACGAGGAUAGCCCCCAUCUUUGAAGGUUCUUACGGAUUGGCAGCGAAUUGUUUAUAUAACGAAUGGUAAAGUUGAAAAUGUUUUUAGGCAAUUUGGACUGACAGGCUUGCCAGAUCGUAUUUACUUGGGUUAAGGAAAAUCUUAAUACACUGGUAAAGAAUGAGCCUUGGUAUGUUAGUUGGUUUGUUAAUUUAUCUUCUUGAACAUCACGAAAUGACUUAAUCACUUCCUUCGUCGAACUGUAUUGGUCGUAUUGAAUAUUAGCAUGAUUAGUUGUUGACUUCCAGAGAUGGAUUAUUGAUUCAUUAGGAGAUGAUUUUAAAGUAUUCCGAAUUGUUACCUGGCAUUGUAAAAACUUAGUUGAUGGGAGGGGGGGGGGUGAUGUUAAGACCAAAUUUGUCGCUGGUUAUGUAGAUGUUACUCAGCGUUCCAGAAAUAGGUACCUCAAGCCAUUUGCGAACAUAUUGCGUAAAUAAAGAAUCCAGGUUUUCCAAAAUCCAGGUUUUUGAAAUUGAUGUAAUAGUAAGAUGCCAGGAGAGUUUCGAUAAAACAUAACGAUUGUAGAAUCUUGUUCUAUUAAUAUUAAUAAUAAUAAUAAUAAUGGAAAUUUGUUUAAUAUAUAGUUGUGUAAUAAUAGAGACAAUGGUAAUGGCAAUGAUAAUAAUAAUACCUACUUACCAGAGGUUGCAGUUGCCUCAUCAUCUAAAGACUCUAAAUGUUUUGAGUCAUCUGAUCUUAUAGUACCAGCUGUGCCUUCCCGGACCGAAUUAUGGCUCUUUCUAUUGACGUUUUGUUUGUGAAUUUCGAAUAACAUCAUCUGUGGUAACCAACUGCUGAAUUUUGCCAUUCUUUAUCGUCAAAUCAUGCUGUAUUCUCUGCUACCUCUUUUUACUUUCCAUCCAAUGUCUUCUAAAUUUCUCUACAUUCUAAAACUCGUUUGUAUGCAUACUCUGUAAAGCGUGCAAGCAGAGCCGUGCCAAGUGUUUUUUGGUUAGGGUGGGGGCAUGGGCGUACCGGAAGGAAAAAAUUAAGGGGGCGGAAAGAAAUUUGCCCGACUUUUUCGGAUUGUGCCCAACCAGUGCCGAAAAAUAUUUUUUCCGGAACAAUUAAUUUUGGCGACCUCCCCCCCCCCCAAGUCGCCAAAAAAAUUUCGGCCAGUGUACCAUUUUAGGGAUCCAAAAAUUUUUCGGACAUACCAAAAUUUUUCGGAACAUCAAACAAAUUUUCCAAACAUCACAAAAUUGACAUAAUUUCCCGCAAAAUUGACAGAAUUUGUCCCAUUUAUUUUUAGAAUAACCCAAUAUUGCCCGACUGUGAAGCGAAUAUUGCCCUACUGGCUUUGUUUGCCCAACAAACUGGGGUUAUUAUUAAGAGAGAUAUUAUUGCUUUGACUACUUUUUUGGCUUUUUAAUUUCCCACUCUUCGCCCGACUUAUGUUGAACAUUUGCCCGACUUUUCGACUUUGUAAUCUUUUUUGGGGGGGGGCAGCCGUCCCCCCCGUCCCGUACGCCUAUGGGCGGGGGUGAAAUAAAAAAUUUGGGCCCCCUCCAAUUUGGGGUCCCCCUCAAAAAAAUCUUUCCAGAAACCGACGAAUUUUUCCGGAAAAUACUGGGGAGGCGAGGAGGCCCCAAAAUUUUUUUCAAACACUAGGUUUACAUAAUGGGGGCUUAAAUUUAGUUUUGAAGACCUUUUUAGACCAAUUUUCCAGAAAAUUCCUUAAUAUUUAACACGUUCCGCUUUCCAGUGCCCUGUCUCCGCAAUUUGAGCCCCCUUUUUUACUUUUCUUUGGGGGAGGAGUGAUACCCCCCACCCCACCCCCAGGUGGCACGGCCCUGUGUGCAAGCUGUCCACUUUCUCCAUCGAAAUGAAUCAAACAAAAGAGGCCAUGCUUGGCUGUAACAUUUCUUCUACCUUGUACUUCAUGUAAAAUAAAAAUAUAAUGCUCGAAGUGCACGGGAAAAGACUUGAACUAGUACCGUUCAUCAUAUAUUACACGAAGUACCCAGGGCAAAAAUGGCGGCUAUCUUGUUUCGAAGCCGUGAAAGAUACUGAACUUUGGUGGCAAUAUACUCAAAAACUGCAGGUUUGUGUGAGUGACAACAUUGAAAUUCAUACUUAGCGUGUCAAAAUCUAUAGAUUUAUAUAAAUUUAAAUUAGAUGGAGACUCAUGGCAGCGGAACUGAAAGAUAUUUGCCCACAGAAUACGGCCUACAAUAGUUUUGUCAACAAGGCGAGGGUUUCUGCAUGCAUGUAUUUUCUAGUACGAUGAAAUUUAUGACAGUGUAGAAAGAAAAUGCAUAAUUAAAGUCCCAUGUUCCAUGAGUUUUAGACGCCGUCCUUGCUCUUUUACGUUUACAACAGCAAACCAAAAAUUUUCACGUUUUGUACACAACGUCUGCCUUUCAAGCCGCGAGAAGUCGUCCUUGCCAAAUUGGCUUAGUAUAGAAGUCUUCUCAACUAUAAUUAUAUGAACCUCUGUCUUAACCUUCUUAAAUUGCAAUAAAUUCAUACAACGGAUAAUACAAGACAUAUUGAUCUUAAAGUUACUUAUUCGAACGAGUUUAUUUCGGCCGUCGUCGUCGCGUAAUUUUGCCGUCACCUAUUUGCUAAAGGUCCCUAAUUACAAAAGCAAGGAACGCGUUCCUUUUCCAAGGAGCAAAUUGAAAAUUUCUUUUCUUAUUCUGUUAAAAAUAAGAAAUAAAAAAUACAACGUUACGACAAAAAUUUAGAAAAAUGGCUGAAAUAAUUUUCAACGAGAUCACAUGACAUGAUAGCCUACAUGAAGUACUAUUUAUUACGAAAGUAGAACCACAAUUUGUUCCGAGGCUCAGAGCGCGAAAUUUUGACAAAUAAAGUUUUAAGUUUACUUGCUUCGAUUUGCAUGUCAAAUGUUUAAUAUAUUGAAAUAUCAUCUUGAUAAAUUCUUGCAAAUUUCAAAGUUUAUACCGUUUUUAUUUACAACUACUGUUUAAGGUAUUGUCUUAUAACAUAUAUAUAGUAACAAUUUGUCGGUAAAGGAAUUUGUAAUUAAUUCCUUUUUUCCGGAAUUUGUAAUCCGGAAUUUAUUAAUAAAAAGCAACUUGCUUUCCUUGACAUUUUGUUAACAAGAACUGAUGACGGCACGAUUAACACACAGGUUUACCGUAAGAAAACGCACACUGACCAAAUACUGAAUUUUAACAGCAACCACCCUACUCAACACAAAAUAAGCUGUAUAAGAAGCUUAUUCAACCGAAUAGAUACGCACUGUAACGCAGAACAAGCUAAACAAACAGAACGCAAAUAUCUAUUCUCGUCUUUCAUGAAAAACAACUACCCUAGGAAAUUCGUUAACAAAAUACUAAGAAAAAUAGCUACGUAACAAACAACAGAGUAACAUACCUGACGAACAACCUGAACAAUCAAAGACAAGAAUAACUCUACCAUUUAACUUUGAAUAAACAGAUUUUAGUGCUCGGUGACUUAAAUUGUAACAUGCUAGAAAACGGCCAAGAGCGGAGAGCGCUAACAAAUUUUUCUACAGAAUUAAAUCUCACACAGAUUAUUAAAACUUCAACUAGAAUCACGGCGACGUCCCAAACGCUUAUUGAUGUUAUUCUAGUCUCAUCCACAGCACUUGUUCUUGAGAGUGGUGUUAUUAACACUUCUAUCAGUGACCACCUACCAGUGUACGUCCUACUAAAGUUAAAGGCCCCAAAGAUGCCAGCAUGUUACAUUACAACUAGGAGUUAUAAAAACUAUAAUCCCUCACUAUUUUCCUCUGACCUUGUCACUAAAUCGGAUCGUCUGUUAUCCAUAUUAUCCAACACCAACGUUAAUACAAUAUUCGAAACCUUCAAAGAUGUUCUUCACUCAACUCUCGACGUGCAUGCACCGUUAAAAACCUUCAAAAUUCGAAAUCGAUCAUGUCCAUAUGUCACCAAUGAAAUAAAAGAACUCAUGAAGUCUCGGGACCUACACCUCCGUCGGUUUCAACUGACACGUGAUGAAGUUGAUUGGGUAGUUUACAAAGAAUAUCGUAAUAACGUAAAAACCAAAAUUAAAGCCGCAGCGAAGGACCACACCUUCAACGAAGUAAGAGAACAUAAACACAAUUCGAGAUCCCUAUGGAAAAUAAUUAAUAAUAUAAUCCCUCGAAGGAAAAGGAAACACACGUUUAUAGUAAAGAUCCAAAAACAGUUGCAGAAGAUUUCAACCUUUUUUUUACUUCUGUGGGACGGAACGCUGCUGCGACAGCCGAAAGUUUAGCCAAAGACAACAAUGUUCCACUGUCAAAUCCUCUGUCAAAUGUAAUCACUUAUCCAUCUGAUCAACUGUUCAAUUUCCAAUCCGUUACUUGUACAGAAGUUCAACGCAUUAUCAUGACUAUGCCAAGUAAUAAGUCACCAGGACCAGAUAAAAUAGGAAUGCGUGUCAUCAAAGACUGUCUUCCAAUCAUACUGGGUCCUCGUACGCAUAUGAUAAAUUGCUCUCUAAUGACAAGCACAUUCCCUGACCUAUGGAAGAUUUCUGAAGUUAUACCCCUACUAAAAGAAGGAGACCACGAGAUAGCCUCAAACAAUCGGCCUCUCUCACUACUCGAGGUAGUUUCAAAAGUUUGUGAAAAAGUUGUUCUAAAUCAAUUUAGCUCCUACCUCAAAGAAUUUAAUCGCAUAUCGUCACAUCAAAGCGGGAAUAGGAGUCUUCACUCCACCGAAACCUUAAACAUAUUUGUUACCGAUACGAUGUUGGAAGCCAUAGACAACAAAAAUCUAACGGCACUAAUUUUAUUGGAUUUAUCCAAGGCAUUUGACAGUGUCAGUCAUUCGAUUUUAUUACACAAAUUGAGUUGUAUCGGUGCUUCACCCGAAGCUGUUGAAUAUUUCCAAGACUAUUUAACAGGCAGAUCCCAAUACGUGCGUAUUGGAUCCACCAAGUCAUCAGCUCGCCCAAUAAUCCAUGGCGUUCCACAAGGUGCAAUACUAUCACCACUUCUGUUUUGCAUCUAUAUUAAUGAUCUGCCAGGGAGCAUACAAUCGUGUAACCUUGAUUCAUACGUAGACGACUCAAAGCUUUACAAAUCAUUCUGCAUCUACGACUUGGAACUGACAACUAUUAAUUUAGAGGCAGAUCUACAAAUAGCAGCCAAGUGGUGUUUGGAGCACCAAUUACUGAUCAAUCCAGAAAAAACUAAAUUCCUUGUAGUCGGUUCAAGACCCAUGCUGCAGAACGUACCUACAGAAAUAUCGCUAACAUUUUUAGGAAAGACUAUAAGACCUGUUUUAUUAGCUAAAGAUUUGGGAAUCAAUUUGGAUUCGUACCUAUCCUACGACGACCACAUAUCUAAACUCGUUUCGUCGUGUAUGAGAAAACUAUGUCAAAUAAAUCGCGUGAAGGAUAGUUUCGAUAAUGAAACAUUAAAAUUGGUCAUUGAGACACUUGUAAUUAACAAGCUUCUGUACUGCUCUACGGUGUGGUCCAACACGUCAUCUAACAAUACCAAUAAACUUCAAUCAGUGCAGAACUUCGCGUGCAGAGUUAUAUCAGGGGUAGGAAAGUUCGAUCACAUAACUCCGGCGUUGCGCGAACUAAAUUGGUUGCCAGUGGAAAAGUUAUUAUUGGAAAGGGAUACUGUAAUGGCUUACAAGUGUUUUAAUGGACUUGCACCUGACUACCUAGUAGAUAAUUUUAUAAAGCGUUCCGACAUACAUGAUCGAUCGACAAGAAAUCAUGACCUCUUGGACAUCCCUCUGUAUAAAUCUGCUGCAGGUCAAAGAACAUUUAAUUACCGGGGUGUUAAAAUAUGAAAUGACUUGGAUGAUAAACUAAAAAAUAUUACAUCAAUAACAAUUUUUAAGAAGAAACUUAGGGAGAUUUUACUAAAAGAAUCCUAUUAAAUACAUUUAAUAUUUCAUACUCUUUGUACAUAUUUUAACUAAUUUUAAAUAAGUAUAUGUAACAUAGGUAGUUUUAGAAGUAAUUUAUAAUAAUCUUAAUAUGUAAUGUAGUGUUGAAAAGCCCUUAGGGGAACACGCAAUAAAGUAUCUAUCUAUCUAUCUAAACAGUACAUGUGAAAUGACCGCCAGAUUAUUGGAAUUUGCGACCUUUCAACAUUGACGUAGCACACAAACCGGCACAUAAACUUAGGUCAUAUUUCACAAAACACAAAGACAAAACUGCAUCAAAACAAAAAAUGCUAUAUACAUGAUAUCUUGCAGAGACUGUCCACAACAAUACAUAGGUAUGACAAUUGAAACACGAAUAACUGAACACAAAAACGCCAUAAAACGAUACGAUUAUAAAUCACUACCUGCAGCACACACAUACGACAACUGUCAUACCUUCAACUGGACAGAAACCGAACUAUUAGGACGAGCACAAACAAAACACGCACGUGAAUUUAAAGAGGCAUGGUACAGUAUAGACGGUAAUACAAUUAACCGACACGUUGAAAUUCCCACUGUUUACUUACAACUUAAAACAACACGUAAAUGUCCUCCUACUAAUAACAACGAUACUAUGACUAAUACUAACUUCCAAAUAACACUUCCUUCAACAUCCGCAACACAACAAUCCGAUCUAUAUAUAUUAUAUAUUAUAUAUUAUAUAUAUAUAUAUAUUAUAUAUUAUAUAUUAUAUAUAUAUAUAUAUUAUAUUAUAUAUUAUAUAUUAUAUAUAUAUAUAUUAUAUAUAUAUAUAUUAUAUAUAUAUAUAUAUUAUAUUAUAUUAUAUAUAUAUAUAUAUAUAUAUAUAUAUAUAUAUAUAUAUAUAUAUAUAUAUAUAUAUAUAUAUAUAUAUAUAUAUAUAUAUAUAUAUACAUUUACUGAGCUAUCGGUGUUUUAAAUCGAAUAAGCAUAUUUGACAAUGUUAAAUAUUUGUAUAAAAUUGACUAUCAAAUAUUAUUUGGUUAAACUUGAUAAAAGUUUUAUUUUGGCCAAAAGAACGAAUGAAAAACAUAAUUGUUGGAUAAACAUUUAUUCAUCAGAGAAA